AUGGAGGGCCAAGGGGCCCCGGGCGCUGGCGGCGGUGGCGAGGAGCCCUUGGGCUCCGGCAGGAUGAACCCGAAGCGGGGCGGGCGCGCCGCGGAGGAGGAGAGCCGGAACAAGCCCAAGCUGAAUAUCCAAAUAAAAACUUUGGCAGAUGAUGUGCGUGACAGAAUAACAAGCUUCAGAAAAUCAGCAGUGAAAAAAGAGAAACCUCUUAUUCAGCAUCCUAUUGAUGCUCAACCUACUAUAAGUGAAAUCCCACUUUCCCAGGCACUUGUUGAUGAACGUUGCAUGAACUUAUCAGAAAAAGAAGUUAUGGAUCUCUUUGAAAAAAUGAUGGAAGACAUGAACUUAAAUGAAGACCGUAAAGCUCCUUUAAGAGAUAAAGACUUGACAACAAAACGUGAGAUGGUUGUCCAGUACAUUUCUGCAACUGCCAAAUCUAUAGUCGGAAGUAAAGUUCCGGGUGGACUGAAAAACAGCAAGCAUGAAUGCACACUGUCCUCACAAGAAUAUAUUCAUGAAUUGCGAUCCGGAAUUGCAGAGGAAAAGCUUCUCAAUUGUCUAGAGUCUUUGAGAGUGUCUCUAACCAGCAAUCCAGUCAGCUGGGUUAACAAUUUUGGACAUGAAGGUCUUGGACUUAUGUUGGAUGUGUUGGAAAGGCUUCUGGACAAGAAACAGCAAGAAAAUAUUGAUAAGAAGAAUCAACAUAAACUUAUCCAGUGCCUCAAAGCAUUUAUGAACAAUAAAUACGGAUUGCAAAGGAUUCUAGGAGAUGAAAGAAGUCUCUUACUGUUAUCAAGAGCAAUUGAUCCAAGGCAACCACACAUGAUGACAGAAACAGUAAAAAUACUUUCUGCUCUUUGCAUCGUUGGAGAGGAGAAUAUGCUGGACAAGCUUUUAGGAGCUAUAACAACUGCUGCUGAGAGGAACAAUAGAGAACGCUUUUCUCAGAUUGUUGAAGGACUGGAGAAUCAUGAAUUCUUACAACUGCAGGUAGCCUGCAUGCAGCUCAUCAAUGCCCUUGUUACAUCUCCAGAAGAACUUGAUUUCAGGAUACACUUGAGAAAUGAGUUUUUACGCUGUGGCCUGAAGAAAAUAUUGCCUGCCUUGAAAGAUAAGGAGAAUGAAGAGCUUGAUAUUCAGUUGAAAGUGUUUGAUGAGAACAAAGACGAAGACUUGAUUGAACUGUCACAUCGUCUCAAUGAUAUCAGAGCUGAAAUGGAUGAUAUGAAUGAAGUAUUUCACCUAUUGUACAAUAUGUUGAAAGAUACUACUUCUGAAGGCUACUUGUUGUCGAUUCUCCAACACUUCCUUCUCAUCAGGAAUGAUUACUAUGUCAGACCUCAGUAUUACAAGAUAAUCGAAGAAUGUGUAUCACAGAUAGUAUUGCACUCUAGUGGAAUGGACCCAGAUUUUAAAUGCAGAGGAAGAAUGGAUGUGGAUUUUACUCACCUUGUUGAUGCAUGUGUGGACAAAGCUAAAGUAGAAGAGAGUGAAAAAAAGGCAGCAGAAUUUUCCAGAAAAUUUGAUGAAGAGUUCACAGCUCGACAGGAGGCACAAGCGGAACUGCAGAAACGAGAGGAGAAAAUCAAAGAACUUGAAACAGAAAUCAAACAGCUACGAACACAGGCUCCAGUCCAGACAAGUCAACAGACAGAAGCAGCACCACUUCCUCCAAUAUCAACUGAGAAUGUGACACCUCCUCCUCCAGCACCACCUCCUCCUCCGCCAUUGCCUGGUGAUGCAGUGCCACCCCCUCCACCACCACCACCACCACCGCCGCUGCCUGGUACACAAGCAGUGCUACCUUCGCUGCCGCUUAGUGCAGUAGUGCCACCUCCUCCGCCACUGCCUGGUACAACACCGAUACCUCCGCCACCACCGCCACUGCCUGGUGCAGGAUCGACACCUCCGCCACCACCGCCACUGCCUGGUGCAGUAUUGCCGCCUCCACCACCACCACUGCCUGGUGGAUCGCUGCCACCUCCACCACCACCGCUUCCUGGUGCAGCAGUGCCGCCUCCACCACCUCUUUUUGGUGGGCCUCCUAUGCCACCACCUCUUGGAGGUGUUCCUUUUGCUCCCUUUGCAGUGAUACCAGCAUUACCACAUGGAAUGAAGGAGAAGAAAAAAUAUAAGCUGGAGGUCUCUAUGAAGAGAAUCAACUGGUCAAAGGUUGAGCCCCAAGAAAUAGCAGAAAGCAGCUUUUGGGUAAAAGCUGAAGAAGAUAAAUUUGAAAGCCCAGAAUUAUUUGCAAAAUUGGCAAUCACCUUUGGAACACAGGUGAAAGCUAAAAAGGCAAUAGAAGAAACAGAAGAAAAGAAAGUAGCUCAGUCGAAGAAAAAGAUUAAAGAAUUAAGAGUUUUGGACGGAAAAACUGCACAAAACUUAUCAAUAUUUUUGGGUUCUUUCCGUUUGCCUUACGAAGAAAUAAAAAAUAUCAUUUUAGAGGUUGAUGAAGAAAAGCUGAGUGAAUCCUUGAUUCAGAACCUAGUGAAGAAUCUUCCUGAGCAGAAAGAACUUAAUGCCUUAGCUGAACUGAAGGAUGAAUAUAAUGAUCUCGCUGAGUCAGAACAAUUUGGAGUUGUGAUGAGUUCAGUGAAAAUGUUGCGGUCACGUCUCAAUGGGAUCCUUUUCAGGCUUAUGUUUGAAGAACACGUAAACAAUAUCAAACCUGACAUUAUGGCGGUUACAAUGGCUUGUGAAGAGCUGAAGAAGAGUGAAAGCUUCAGCAGGCUUUUAGAGUUAGUGUUAUUUCUUGGAAACUACAUGAACUCUGGUUCCAGAAAUGCACAGUCUCUUGGUUUUAACAUCAGUUUUCUUUGCAAGAUUAGAGAUACUAAAUCAACAGAUCAGAAAACAACCUUACUGCAUUUUCUGGCAGAAAUCUGUGAGGAGAAUUACCGGGACAUCUUAAAAUUCCCAGAUGAACUGCAGCAUGUUGAGAGUGCAAGUAAAGUUUCAGCCCAGACUCUGAAGAGCAACCUUGAUUCAAUGAACCAGCAAAUCCAGCGCCUAGAGAAUGACAUUGAGAAUUUCCCUAAAACACAAGAUGAACAUGAUAAGUUCGUAGAAAAGAUGAGCAGCUUCGCUGAGAGUGCACGAGAACAGUAUGAAAAACUAUCCAACAUGCACAACAACAUGACUAAAUUGUAUGAAAAUUUGGGAGAGUACUUUAGCUUUGAUCCCAAAGCAGUAAGCAUAGAAGAAUUCUUUGGCGAUCUGAGCAACUUCAGAACUCUAUUUUUGGAGGCUUUAAAAGAAAACAACAAAAGAAGAGAGAUGGAAGAAAAAAUGAAAAGAGCCAAACUGGCAAAAGAAAAGGCUGAACGUGAGAAACUGGAGAGACAGAAGAAGAAACAGCAGUUGAUUGAUAUGAACAAAGAGGGUGAUGAGACAGGAGUGAUGGAUAGUCUGCUUGAGGCCUUGCAGUCAGGAGCAGCAUUCAGAGAUCGCAGGAAACGAACACCAAGGGGACACGGCUUGAACUCCCACAACAUGAGUCAUAUGGAGCUGGUUAUUUCCUGGUGAAUAGCAAGAAGCAAGCAAAAAUUAUCAUUUGAAUAAAACAACCUGAAAAAACAAAACCAAGAGAUCUAUGAAAGUCAAAGACAAUCUACCAGGUAAGAAAGAUUCUUUAAAAAAAAAAUAAUUAUAUAUAUAUAAACAAAAUACCUGCAAGACAUGAACACCUGAGGAAAGAUUAACUGAAGUAAAUGAAAAAUUUCAUGUAAGACACUACAGUGCAAAAAGGAAUCAAAAUACACUAGUGCGUGACAAAUGAGGGAGACUUGAUGUCAGUCAUCACUUUACUGGAUGGUACAUGUCAAAGAUUAUACUUAAAGCAUUGGCAGUAAAUACAAGCCAUGCUUUGUCUUCUUUAUGCAAGGAGAAAUCCAGGGCAAUAUAUGCUGCCUCAGCAUGACGAUAGUAAGAACCAGCCUUAGGCAUUCUGUUGCUCUAGGUAAGUUUGACUAUGUCUGCCCCUGAUUUCUACUGAUCAUACUGAAUCAUAGAAUCCUAGAAUAUCCCAAGUUGGAAGGGACCCAUAAGAAUCAUUGAGUCCAACUCCUGGCACCACACAGGUCUACCCAGAAAUUCAGACCAUGUGACUAAGUGCAUAGUCCAAACACUUCUCAAAUUCCAAAAGGCUUGGUGUAGUGACUACUUCCCGGGGGAGCCUGUUCCAGUGUGCAUCCACCCUCUCAGUGAAGAACCUCUUCCUGAUGUCUAGCUUAAACCUCUCAUGCCUCAACUUGACCCCAUUCCUGCAGGUCCUAUCGCUGGUGAUUAAGGAGAAUAGGUCAGCACCUGCCCCUCUGCUCCCCCAAGAGAUAUGAUAUAUCUAUUUCAUACAGUUGUUCAACUACAUGUUUUGACAUUCAUACUUUCCCAGAAAGUGACCGGAUGAUCUCCAAGGUCUUUUCCAACCUUAAUGAUUCUGUGAUUCUGUGAUAUAUAUAUAUAUACAUGUAUAUGUAUAUAUAUAUAUAUAUGUAUAUAUAUCAUACAUGUAUAUAUACAUACACAUACGUAUAAAUCUCAUUGGUAUUCAUUCUCUUUCCCUGUUCUUUUUUUUUUUUUGAAUUAUAAUUUUUAUUUUUAUUUGCUUUUCUGUAUGCUUUCUUCUCUCUCAUUUCUGUCUUCCUUCCUUCUCUUCUUUGUUUUCACAUCUAUUUGGCACAUAGCACUUUUUCCUCUCUUUUGGUCUUUUCCUUUUUUUUUUUUUUUCUCCAACCAGGUUUUCUAGCAUUCCUUGUCCAGAUUAUUUCAGAUUUUUUCUUGUACUUUUUUCCUUAUUUUUUUCCUUCUCUAGAAUAGAAUGUUUAUUUUUACUGGAGAGGAAUAAUAAUAUAAAAAAAGAAAAAAAAAAAAAAAAAGGUUCUUUUCCUUCAUUCUACUACUGUGCUAGGUAUCUGAGGUGAUACUGUUCUGUUCCUGGCAAGCAAUAAUAUUUACAGACUUAUUUAUGAAUCUGAAGAUUGAUUUAGCUUGAGAAUAACGCAGAGAUGAACCAUGGAAAUGUUGAGAUCUACUUUCCAAGAUUCGUAAAUCUUAAAGCCAUUCUGAGGUGAAUACCUUUUAGAAAAGCAAUUCCUAAUGACUGGAAAUCAUGAAAUCUCCAAAAUCCAAAUUGAGUUAAAACUUAACUUCCACAAAUAAGGAAAAUAAUCCUUGAAGGAAGAAAUAUUUUCUAAAUCCUUACAGAAUUACAUUUGUUCUCUGUAAAAUUAAAUACAUAUUUAUAUAUAUAUCAAAAAAUCUAAAUAUUUGAAGUAACACUAGUUUUCUUAGGAAGUCUGAUGACAAAUGUACCAUUUAUGACAUAUGACUUCCCUCAGUAUAAAGUUGUUUUCAGGAGCUAUUCUGUGUCCUUUAUCUAACAGCAGUUAGUUGACUAAGUAAUGAAAUGUAUAACAAAAUAAGAGUAAUUUCUCUGGCAGUGAUUGCCUUUAUGAUUUCUAUUGCUAUUUGUUUUGACAUUUUUAAUUGCAUUUUCUACACCUUGUCUUAGAACAGUAUAGCCUGUCUUAAGCUAUAGCUAUUCUUGCUAUUCCCAUCAUUUUCCCUUGUUAAAUAAGAUAUGUUAAAUAAGAUAUGUUUUGUUUGGCACUAAAUGUUUUCAUCUUCUAGAUACUAGAAGAAAAUAUUUUUCAAGGUCAAACCCUGAUAUAUGGGUUUAGUUUCAACAUGCACACUUGAAUUUUUAUUCAACUCAGGUAUUAUUAACUAAAUAAAUUUAUAUUACAAGUGCAACAUAGAAAAAUACUUUUGAUGUCCUUUUGUAGUUGAGAAUUUCUACCAGUCUCAGCUGCAGAAAUGCUGUGCUUUUAGAUCUUCUAAGAGGAAAUAAAAUUGUUGUAAUAAAAAAUAUGACAUUCAGAGAUUUGAUAGUUGCGUACUUAAUUUGCAGUAAAUUAUGCAAUGGAUGCAUUACAUCUGCAUCUUAAGUAGAUUACACUUUUUACUUAACAUGUUUACUGCCCUUCUGACAAGAAAAUGAUAGGAAAGAACUGAAUGUGUCUGCUACACAAACUUGUUAUAUAAGAAAAAGAUAUGUUUUUCUUCCAGCAGCUGUGAAAAGGUAAGAGAGAAGACACCUGAGAAAUCUACCUUGUAAUAGUCAAGGACUUUUCUUUCUUUUUGUGUUUAUUAGUUUUGUGCUAGAAAAAAAUGAGCUGAACUCCAAGGUAAGACUAUAUAUGCACUUGAGUAAACUGUACAUAGAUACUCCCUUUUACGUGUAAAAUUCAUUAUAUGACAGGCAGUACAUACUUUCCUUGAACCACUAAAUUCACUAAAAUAUAUCAGUGAGGCAUUUCUAACCCAAUCACAUUAUUUUAAUAUUUUCUAUACAUUGUAUAUGUAUCGUGUAUUUGAAUGCUUUUCAACAGUUUAUGUCUAAAAGCAUAACUUGUAUAACAAGGACUCGUAAAAAACGAAAAAUCAAAAACAAUGCAUAUUGCACAAUAAAUGAUUGUAAAACUGCAAGAUGGCUCAGUUUGCACGAGGUCACUUACUAUAUCAACCUUUCAUAUAAAAUGCUGCUUACACAGCUUCUGAAAGUCUCUACUAUGUGAUAUACACAGUAUAAACCGCCACCAACAACUUGAAAAUAAAACCAAACCAACAAAUUGUGGAAAACAAACUGGCACUUAUUCAAGAUGGAAAUGUGUAGAAGUCACUGGAGAGAAAAGUCAAAAGGGCUUUGUGUGUACCUUCCCUUGAUUUUGAAUAAAAUGGUGAAGCCAUGAAGAGAGCAAGAAUAAAACUCACAACAGGUACGUGUAUGCACUGAGUGUUAUGAUUCCAUCAGCACUCUUAAUUCUAGGAAAAUUAGUGCAGAGAGCAGUAGAAAAAUCAGAUGGCAGACUUGGCUAGUGGAAAAGGAAUUAGAGGAUUGGUUCUUCUCUGAGAUUGAUUGAAAAUUGAUGUUAAAGAACCAUUUUAUAGUAUCACAGAUUGUUCUCUUACCAAAUUUAGUACUUUUUGGGAAAUAAAAACACUUGCAUGUCAAUUUUGUACAGCUGUAUAUUCUCUCUUCACUGAACUUUUGUUACAAGCGUGUAGUAUCAGAACUCCUCUUGGACACAAUCUUUCCAAGUCCAAAGCACCAUGUAUCUUUGAUUCCUCUAGUUUUCUAUGUGUGUUGAGGCCAGUCUGAGAUCUGAAAGCUUCUUCUUUAAUUUUGCCAAGCCUUGAAUUUAAUAUCAUUUUGACCUUUUUAAUAUUCUGGGUUUAGAGUGUUCACCAUUUUACAAAGUGAAUCAGUGAAUAAAUUUUGGGAUUUGAAUUGCGGAUUUAAAUAAAACAGGACCAGAAUAAAUUUUCAUAAUCUGUAGAUUAGAUAGUUUAGAUAAUCAUGGUUUCCAAACUAUAAUUUUCUGUUUUCCUUCAACAAUUCCUUCUUAUAAAGUUUAUUCCUGGAAAUCAGAGUUCUUAUUUCAUUGGGGUUAUUAAGACUGUAUAUGAAAAAAAUGCUGUGUUCCUGGCAUGCCUAUAUGUAUGUCAUAAUCUGAGUAGUGGUAUAUAAUUUUUUCAGUGCUUGCAGAUCUCCAUUUAAUAAUUUCACUUGCAUUUGAAAGCUGUCAGCUCAGUCUGCUAGAAUGUGUGAAAUGCAUAUGGCUUAAGAGAACAAUUUGCAGGUAUAGCUUGCAAAUUUCACAUGAACAAACACAUAUAAGUCCAAACUGUAUGUCUGAUUUAUGCAUGUUUGAUUUACAUAUGUGUCCUAUUUCUUGAUCUUUGUCUUAACAGUCAUUUAUAUUUAAAUUGUUACUCUUCAGAUUUCCUUAAAUUUAUAUGCAUUUGACUUUGUAUCUUCUUGAAUGUCUGGGGACAAUACAUACUCACAACUUUAUUAUAAAUCACAUUAUAUGUUAAUGUACAAGAGGAAAAAGCAUAAAAACUUAAAACUUAAAAAAGUAUAAGAUAAACAUUUAAAUUACUCUUGCUCUUUGGAGAGGUCAGAAAAAAUAGUUACCUCUGAAUAAGUAUACAUGGACAAAAUAUGGACUAAACUAUUUCAAAUGGUGAUGACUCAUGCACUUCCUCUGAAAUAUUAUUACCGCACAAAUAGAUUCUGGGGUCAGCAACUGGUAAGGAGUUGCUAGAAACUGAUUGCUGGCUGAUCUAUGCAUUAUUAGGGAAAAAUUAGAAGAGGUUGUAGAAAUGGGUAAUCCUUAUAUCAGAGGCUUUAGGGGAUUAACUCAUCUGUCUCAUUGCUAAAUCAAUCUUAUCCCUUUUCCAACCAACAAAAUUCAAUUAACUUCUAUGAAUUAUUUAGCCACACAGAAGUCUUAGAUAGCAUUAAUAUUUGUGGUUCGCGGUGUUUAUUUUUGUCUUUGUUUUUCAAGGAAUAUAAAAUAUUACUUCUUAAUAAUCAAACUCCAAUUUGGACUGUAAUUUUCUAUUUUAACGUUUUAAGAAAUAUAACUUAAUUACACCUAAUGUUAACUGAAGUAUUUUAUACACUGGGUACUGCUUACAUUUAGAUUAUGAAUUGCCUCUAGAAAGUUUAGGGAAUCAGAGAUUUUAUUUAUUUAUUUAUUUAUUUAUUUAUUUUACUGAAAUGACAUUUUAACAAAAACUCAUAGAACUUUAAUACUACCAGAUAAAUUACAAUCUUCUUGUUCAACCCAAGAAGAAAGGAGUUUGAACAAUGUUGCUAGAAAAGUUACUAGAGGACUUAUGUCUUUGACAAAAAUAGUUUAAUUCUUGUCUGAGAAACUACGUUAAAGUGAUUGGCUAAGAAUAAAACAGGAUUACCUUGUAGACAGAAAAACCUUAAUUCCUGAAUGCCUUAAAAAUUUUUAAAUUUGUCAGUCCUUUGGUCAUUUCCUGCACUGUUCUUCAUAUGAUAACAAAGAUCUACCCAUCAAAUUUGAGAAAUGGGAACUUGAAAUCUAGACAAGGCAAUUGAGAUCAUGAAAAUAUCUUUUGCAACUGAUCAAUAAAUAAACUUAGAAAGGCUUGGAGGAUGAAGAAUGAGACCACGUGGGCUAGUUACUUAGCUACUGUUGUCAGUAUUGUUGUGAAAGGAUAAAAAGUUCAGUGUAACUUAGCCACCCAGUCACACACUCAAAUGGAUGAGUGAACACUGGAAUCUGCAAUAUACUUCAUGUUGCUAUGCCUACACUGGUAUUUAUUCCUGAGGUAGGUACUUUACCUAGUUCAAAGCUAAUGCAAAUAUGUAUGCAGAAACUAGAAUCAGAGCAGGGAAUACUGUGAACCAUACAUCUAGACCAUAAAUCAUUUAUGUCAGGAUUUGUCUUCUAAAGUAUUUUGGCCAUUCCUGUUAUACUGUCAGCACUUCUGCACAUAAAUGAGUUAUCUAGCACCUAUGUAUUCUGCAUAUAUUUGAACUGGACAGUAUUGCAUGACAUUUUCACUCCUUGAAAUACUGUAUCCUUCCCAAUCAAUCAGGUAUUAUAUCAAUCCCCUCUGGUUUCUCUUGAAUUGCUUCAUGCUGAUUUACUAUUAAAUUUUACUCUGAUUUCCUACUGCAUUUUUUUUUCCACUGACUUUAAUUAAAUGUCCGAACCUAGUGGAUCAGGAUAACUUUUAUUAAAUAUAAUAAAUCAGUGCUUCUAACAGAUCUCUUUGUAGUUCCUCCUAGGUUCAUCAAAGCCAAAGACUCUGCAGAUAACAUAUGGUUAUAUGAUAGAUGGUAAGUCUGAAGACUGAAGAAUUUCAUAUGAAUUUCAAAUGUAAGUUGCUAAUUUUUUUUCUUAAGAAAUAAAGUGCUAAUGUUACCACGCAAGCUGGAGAGAGACCUUUUUGAAACACCUUAGUCAAUUCUACAUCAAACUUAACAAACAUGAUUUGGUAAGAUAGGAAUUUCCUUAGAAACCACAGAACUUUCCACCGAAACUUAGUGUGUUGGUUGUAGAUUUAGAAGUCUCUGCAGUGUUGCCAGUGCUAGUAAGAUAUUCCAAUUCCUAAUAGACAAAUAUGUUAUUCAGUACCUUUGCUUUUAUGUUCUCCUCGUCACAGCUUAUUUUACUGAAGGAACAAUCUUAUGUUUUAACAACAGAUAGUGACUGAAACUCAGAACAUACUGUACAAAGUGUCAAAAUGUGAUAGAAUGGCCAUAUAUAUCAUAUUUUAAGUGUACUAUUGGGAGUUUUUUGUGCACUUACAGUGCCAUAAGAUAAACUCCAAAGUUUGCUAUAAAUGUAUAAAGGUUCAUACACUUUAUCUUCUUUCUUUUCAGUAGUUUCUCUUAAUUAUAUGAAAAACAGAUGGAGAGAAUAAAAUGUUGAUUUUCAUAAUAAUUCCUAUUUUGGGUUGCAUGGGGAUUUUUCAUUUUAAUAGUUCAUACAAUUAGUUGCACUGAUAUUAGCUACUAUACAUUGAUUUUAUUGUUAUAAAGCAUACCAAAAUCUGGUUACUUCUUAUUUCUCAACAUUCCUACAUCUUUUUCCGACAGUUUACAACAACUUCAAUGACUUUAACAAUAUAGAUUUUAUAAAUAUGUACUUUACAAUCUCUUUGUAAUUACUUGAUUAGUUAAGUAGCAUAUUUAGUGAUCAUUAUUUGUAUAGUACUCAAUUAAGAUUUCUUCUGUCAUGUCUACUUUUGUUUGUUUGUUUGUUUCUGAAAUGUAUACAUACUGAUAUAAUACAAGAAUUUUGGUUCUUUCACACUUAAACAACUUCACUGGUGAAAUAUGCAGAUAACAACAACAACAACAAACACUUUAUAUAACAUUAAUGUUCCAUUAUUAUAUUAACCUGUUGCUCAGUUUUGUGGGUUUUGUUUGUUUGUUUGUUUUUUAUCACAUACCUGUGCUAAUUUCUUGUGAGACAAAUUUGAAAGGAGUUAUGAAAUGGAAAGCUGUACUAAAGGGCCAAACUAGAGGAAAUAAAAUUUCCCACUGCUUAUGAAAUGUUAAAUUCAGAAAUAUGUUAAGCUUGCAGUAAAAUCUAUGGAACAUAGGUUUCUUGUUAGCUGUUAAAAAUCUGUCUAGAUUUUGUGUCAUAAACAAAUUUUCUUUUGUAAAGUAUUCACAGACUUGUUAGUGUUGUACACCUGGCCUUGUUAUGUUAUGAUUAACUAAAUUUUUGGUUAAUUUCAACAACCGGUGAGCCAGAUCCACACCUUCUCUGAUUGCCAGCCUUUUAUUUUCAAUGGAAUUUUUCAACUAUGUAAAAUAAAUGGAUUUUUUAUAGUCUGAUUGCCACAUUUUGAUGGAUAAUGUGGCUGAGAACAAACCUUGUUCUGUACCAAUAUUCUAUUAAAAAAAUGUUGGAUGCUUACAAAGCAUGACCAUGACAAAAUGUUAAUCAUUUUAGAUCUGGUAUCAAGAAUUUAGACUUUAAAUACUGCAAAUUAGAGUGUCAAGGCCACACAUUCAAUCUGAUGCAUAGCAGAAGUAUUGAAUAAUUGUCCUUUAAGUGAAUAAAACAGAGUUCUGUGUGAAAGGGAUCAUUUACAUAACUUAAGAUAGCAUCAAAAGCAAAAUUUUACACUUUGAAUGCAUGGCAUUCAAUAUUCAUAGAAUCAUAGAAUGACUAUAUUUGUCAGGCCUUUAUGUUAUGUGACAUUCACAGUGAUUAGGCUAGAACAGGUUAAGCAAUAGCUACUUGGCCGCUAGACUAACUGCUAUAAACUAGCUAACAAUAGCUCAGGCCAAGGAAAGGUUAGAUAACUUAGUAUGCUGCCAGGUCAUUGUGAAGCCCUUCAUCUUCUACUAAUAACAGCAAAAAUCAUAGCUACAGAGCUAUGUAGUUAUACUUGAGCCUAAUGCCAGUCAGAGUAAACUGAAUAACAUUGAAGUUUUUUAGUGGCGAUACUUUAAACUGGAUUUCCAGAUCCUGUCUCACAGUACCCAACAUUACAGUGUGGUUCUCUAGGAUAAAAAAGGAAACCAUAUACAUGUAUGUCAAGUUUAGGAAGUUAUAAAAGAUUUUUUAGUGAAGAAAGUAUUUUCUUAUGAUGAUGGUUAGGCAUCCCAGCAUCCUGACUGAAGUAAAGUGUAAACAUUUGGAAUUUUGAAAAACUAAUCAGUACUACCUAAUUAAAACAAGUGUUUGAAUAAUACUACUAAUAAUAAAUCAAACACCAUAAAUAUAUCAGAAGAAGACAUGGAAGAUAUUCAUAAGAUUAUACCUGCAGAGCAUUAGGGUUUAUAAGAUUGUCAUGAUGCAGCAAAUAAAAGUUAAAAUUUUAACAUUUUUAAGUAAUAAAUUUCAAAACAGCUAAAUCAAUUGUAACACUUAGAAACUAAUUUGAAUAGCAUGUCACCAAUUCAGAUAUAGUAUUCUAUUUCAAUCUUAGCUUAGCAGGUAACAACAUAAAUGCCAUCUCCUGAGAGCAUGUCAUUUUCCAUUCAAUUCUUUGAAUGUGUUCUUCUGUGCCAAUAGAUGGCAUUAAGAUUAAUGGAAACACUGACUACAAUAGUAAAGUCUUUUUCUAAGAUAUGUAAUGCUAUGGAAUCUAAAAAAAGAAAAAAAGAAAAAAAAUCUUGAAAAAAAAAUAUUUUGAAGAGUAAUAUGAGCUUUAAAAGUUUAAUUUUUACAGUGGAAUGAUUUAUUCUAUCAAAUCACUUUAAGAAAUUUAGAAGGAUUUGUUCAAAACACUUAGUUCUCAGAGUACCUAAAUGAGGUAAUAUCCUUUUUCCUUUUUUUUCAGAUCAGCAAACAGAAACGUAGAAUUUCAACUAGAUUUGUGUAUACCAGUAGUGAAGAAGACUGCAUCCCUCCCCAGUAUUUUGAUUGUUGUUGUUUAAUUUGCAUUUUAACUCUUUCAAGUUGCCCUUUUUUGAAUUGCAUUGAUGCAUGAAUAAGCAGUCAUGCUAUAUAGGAUAUAUGAUUUUUAUAUAUAAAUAUAUACACAAGUAUAAAAAUCAUAUAUAUUUGAUAUAUAUAUGAUAAAAUAUAUAUGAUAAAAAUGUAUGUGAUUUUAUGUAUUAUAUAUCUGAUAAAAAUAAUAUAAUAUGAUUAAAAUGAUAUUAUAUAAAAUCAUAUAUAUGAUAAAAAUAUAUAUGAUAAAAAUCAUAUAUAUUUGAUCUAUGAGCUGAUAAAGUGAGAAAGUAAACAAUCUAAAAUAUUUAUGUCCAGUACUAUAGCUAAAAGACAAAUUCUUCUUAAUCUCCAACAUCAGCUCUUUCCUUAGGGCUUCCAGUAUCUCUUCAGCUUUGCUUUGUGUCAUUUUAACAAUGCUGUCACAGUCAAAGCAGUGCAAACUGUCUAAAAUCAACAUAGUAACCUGUGAAGUAGGAGGGAAAUUAUAUUAAUAAAGGUCAUCAUUCUACAUACAGAUACAAGCAUAGAGCUAGGUGACUGAAAUGAAUAUUUACUGUAGUUUUAUUUUAAUCCUCUGGGAGUUCAUUAACAUCCCUCUCAAAUGUUAGUGUUCAAAUCCUGCCUAUGACAGAGCAAACGAGAGAGAACAAAAAAGAUUUAAUAGAAGUUAUUUCCUGGGGUUGUGCAAAUGCAGCUGAGGCAAUACUAUGUUCUUCUGUGUUUCCUAUGUUUUCUUGUAUUAGAAGAAAGAAGAAGCGAAGAAUACGGAUUUCCCUCUUGAAAAAAACACUUCUUAUGAGGAUGAAGGUAUUGCCUAGACAGGGGAUAAUGAAUGCAAUUCAUUAAUAUUGUACAGUCUCCUCAUCACAGAUUAUAGUGAGCAGGAAGGAAGAACACUGUUGUGGAGCUGUUUCGGAAACGGAUUGCACAAACUGCAUCCUUUUGCUUAUUUGUAAAUCUCAUUUCAGUAAGACAGUUAAUACAAAUGUUGUUGCUGAUAAAGAAAAUGGUAGCAAACAAUUACAAUCUUAAAUUGUCCCUGAGUAAAGUAGUCAUCCUGACCUAAAUUUUCAGUGUUUUCUGUAAAUGAUCAAGAAUGAUGGCUACUGUAUUUGUCCUGAAUGAUAGAAAAAUCUAUAAAUAAUGCUUUUUAAGCUAAGAGAACAUUGUUUUCACUCAUCACUCCUGAAUCACUCUCCAAGAAUUUUGCUUUUGAAGCUGAAUUUCCUAUCACUGAAUUGUUUUUCAUAUAUAUAUAUAUAUAAAUGUAAAUAUACACAUUUUAUUUGCAUUCAGAGGAAAGUCUUAAGAUUAGAACAUGUCUUUAUGUACUAACUGACUAAAACUGAAAAUUUGAUUCUCUCUAUACUGUAAUAUGAAUCCAGCUAAAUGCUAUGUCCUGGAUAUCCUAGAAGGUUAGCUUUCCCUUUCUGUCUGUGUGCGUGUCUGCAAUAUGGGUCUGCAAAUGUUAAUACAUGUACUGUGGAACUGUGUCAGUAUGUUCUUAUCUAAGAGAACUCAUGAAAAGUUUGUCUUGAUGGUAAAUUAAUACUUGGGCUUUAUAUAUAUUAAUAUAUAUAUAUAAUUAAAUAUAGAGCUUCCAUAACAUUAUUGGGUCUGUUUUUAAAACUAUUAUAUAUGAAUUGCUGCAGAGUAAAAGAAAAUUCUCUAAGUUACAGAUGGUCACUAAAUUGACAAUAUAUUUACUGAAGCAUAAAUUUCCAACCCACUGAAAUUCUACUUUCCAUGUGCUCAAGAGACUCCUGGAAUAAAACAAAGCAACAAUAUGCAUGGGUAUGCAGGCAAACAUAUGAUGCAUACAGCAUAUGUUAUACCUUAGCUUCAUAUUCAGCUGAAGUGAAUUGAUAGAAAAAAAUAAUGCUAGUAGCAAAAAAUCUUUUUGGUACAAUAAAACCCUAUUUAAGAAGGCUGGAAGAUGUAGCUAUUCAGAUCUUUAUUUUAUGUGAGCCAUACUGUGCUGCUAGGCACACACAUGCAGAAGGUUUCUAUAGCUUUCACACAGUUGCCUGUAACAACAGUCACUACUAAGAUCAGUACCUUUCUUUCUGACCAUAACCACUACCAUUCUGUUCUAAAUAAUGACACUCGAGGCUUCUGAUCUGAAGGCUUCUGAACUAUGCAAGUUCAUACUUGCUCUCAAAACAUAAAUUCAUAUUUACACAGUGCAUAUGGAACUUACAGAUAUGCAUUGGACUAUAAAUGAAAACAUAUGGUUCCUAAAGCCAGUGCAGAUAAGUAAUGUCAAAAUAGCACGCAAGUCCAUUCAUAUAAUCAACAUACAAAACUAGGACAAGGGAAACUGUCACAUAUCUAUAUACACAUAUACACACACCAACUGUGCUAUGAACAAGUGUUUCCAAGUUCUACACAUAGAUAUUUUUUCUUCUCAUUCCUCUGGAACAUGGUUUAGAAAUUUGGAUUCUGCUGAAAAUUGGGUGCUUAACCAUUUGUUUUGCUUUUGCUUAACCAAUUGUCUUGCUUUUUAAUAGAUGUUGCUGGGUUAUUUUUCCAGUGGUUAUUUUCUCGUGUACAUUCUUUGGUGUCAAGGCUGAGGUGUAAGGAUAGAAAGGGAACAAAUUAUGUGCCUGAAUACAGCUGUCUAAUGGCCUUUACCUCCUGCUCCAAAAUGGCAGGGGUUUCUUAUAUGUCCCAUUUUAUAUCCGUGAGACCUGUUCCUGUGACUGAGAUACCACAGGUUGUCUUGUACAGCACUGGAUGCCUAUAUUUAUGGACUGGUAUUGCUUAUACAGUAGCAGAGGGACUUACUGAUUCCUAACUUUCAUUUGUUUUAUGAAGUGCUGCAGCUAUUGUUACCCUCACCCUCAAAUGCACACCUCCAAAUUUCUACUUUUGGUCCCCUGAAGAUUAAGGCAAGAAAGAGUCAGAAACAAAUAGAAUUCAGGGAAACUGGAGGGAAACUGCCCAGUACAGUAUCUUAUAAAAUGUGAUGCUUUAACACGACAAACUAAAUCAAAGAUUUUUUUUAUUUUAUUUUUUUUUUCCUACAGAAUUACUUUUUCCUUCUUCUGGAAUGGAGGAGAAUCUUCAAGUCUGAGUAAAUCUCUCUCUUGUCUCAAAAUUAUUUAGGCCAUAAUCACUGAAAAUUUUCAACUGAAAGCUGCUUCUUGGUUCAGAGACAGAGCUUUAUAAGAAAAUGAGACAUUCUUCUCUUUCUCCGGAAGGUCAAGUGUAACAGCUCUUUUCCAAGAUGUGAGAGACCUAAGUUCAGUUCUCAGGAGACUAAGAAGGUCACUGUCUGUCAAAGUCCUUUGCCCAAAUCACCACUAUGAACCAAGAACAGAGUGGAUUUUCAAUGUAUAUAACAAACUACAGAGUAAAAGAAGCUCUGAGUAAUUUGGAAUGCAUUUUUCUGAAUUUUUGUAGCUGGAGCCAGCAGAUUUGUGUAUUUUAUAAUCUCUAACCAACGAGAGAGUAAGUCACUAACUUUGUGGGUGGAACACGCAUCUAGGAAAAUGGGACAUUGAGCUAUCAGUCUCUUUUCCAAGCCUUAAAGAUAUAUGCAGGUUGGAAUAGCUCUGCACCAGCAAAUAACAAAAGAAUGCCUCAAUAUUUUUUUCAGAAAUAAUAAAUGUAAGCUCAGAUCUGUGCAGGCAGAGUUCUGAACAGAGGCUAAGUAUUCUACUGUCUCAAAAACAGUUUUAAGGAGUAACCUGUUGGAAAGAAAGGAAAUGCUAUCAAUGCCAGUUUAAUGAAUGUAGUUCUUUUUUCCUUUCCUUACAGGUGCUCAAAAGGCAUUUUUCAUGCAGGCUCAGGUGGAAAGUUUGAGUUGACUUAUUUUUUUUUCAUUAAAAAUACUUAUUUGAUGAUUUUUUUUCAUAAAAUGCUUUCAUCCAAAUAUUUUCUUUUUGCCCCUCUGAUUGAUUUGACUGCACAAUUGUAGUUUCAAAUAGGUUUAGCUUUUGAAAAGAAUGACCUCCUCAAGUAGACUUUUUUUUUGGACACUAAGUUAAGAUUUAACCUUCAGAUGAAUAUUGUCAUGUUUAAUAAAGAACCUGUGUUCUUUGUAUCUAGUUUUAAUUUAACUUAGUUUUGAUUUUUGUUUUUAAUGGGAAGAUAAAGGAAAGAUGAAGACUGUUUCUUUUACUCAGCAAUUGUGUCAUGGUGAAAUUCAGCUGAACUGUAUCUGACCUGUUUCAUGUAGAUUUCUAGUUACCAUUUGGACAAAAGAAAACCAAAACAAUUAGGGGAAAGAAAAUAUUUUCUUACUCUCUAAUGUCUGCUUUUACAAUUAUGGUACAACUGCUAUAAUGAAAAAGUGGCAAUAACAAAAUACACCUUGUGUUGGAAUAAACAUGGUAUAACUUUAAUACUUCAUAGCCAAGGAAAAGAUAAGCAUUCAGUUUCCCCGGAAUUGCCACAUUUUUGGAUCAUCUGGCAGAAAGUGCUAUAGGAGAAGCACAGCUGGGUCUUUUUCUCUCAGGAGAAUCAAAUGCAAUACCCUGGUGUCAGACUCAGCUGGCUGAAAACAAUGCAUGGCCACAGUUGUCUCUCGGUUGCCUGCAAUGCUUUUUUAAUCUAUCUUGCACUAACUGGAAUGAAUUUAGCAUUUUAGAUUAAUUAUUAAUUAUCUUAAUAGUAUGCAAAACAUAUGUCAGUCACAGUAUUGUGUCAUUUACGCUUAGUAAAGAGCAGUUUUUUUGAAAAAAAAAAAACUUGGUAUAGGUAAAAAUACAUACUUGGAUGACUGGAAAACAGUAGUGCAGAUUCUUCUGAAAUUUCAGUGCUCAGAGCACAUGUUGUCUACUAAAUUUCAGCAUAAAGGAAAAAAAAUACUAAAAGCUAUAAUGUGGCUGAUUGCCUUAGGAUUCUUUCACAAAUCAGUUUUGUUACAUUACAAAUUAGUAACCAUUAUUUAUCAGCACACUGUGCAACAUAACCUAUUGCUGUUUUAAGGGCACAAGCAAUUCAGUUGCAUCAGAUGAUGGUAGACAAGAAAACUGUGAUGUUCUAAACAGUAAUGUAUCAAUUCUGCAUGUUAAAUGAAUAUAGAUUCCUUUAAAGAACUGAAAUCCCCACCUGUUACAUGUAAUUGAACAGGUCCCAGAAUAGAUUGCACAAAUGAAAACACAUGAAUUCAGAGAUAGAAAGGAGUAAAGAAAACAACUGCAUUUGUAAGUAGUAUUUUUGGUCUUAAUAUAAUUAUCACAAUGGAUUCUCAUGAUAAUUUUCUGCCCAUUAGUUUCAUAUAUGAGCUUCAGGCUUUGAUUUUUGGCUGGAAAGUUUUAGCCAUAGAGGAAAGGAUCUAAUAGUCUGGCUUUUUCAAACAAAUGGACUAUUCGUUUGCAUCUUGUUCCAAAAUACUGUAAGAGUUCUGCAGGAUUUGGUUGUGUGAAAUUAUAUUUGUAGAGAUUCAAAAUGUAUAAAAAUAUCUUUAAUUUACUUAAUGUUAGCCUAAACCCAAACAUUUAUAGAACUCUCAUGAAAUAUGCAAUGGUAACCGUAAAACUAUAUUGUUUAUUCAUGUAUUAAACAUUGAACGAACCAA
Messenger RNA from Anas platyrhynchos (mallard), 18273 nucleotides. NCBI's taxonomy places the organism in Eukaryota, Metazoa, Chordata, Aves, Anseriformes, Anatidae. The record is from RefSeq and is a predicted model, not a curated record.